GUUUACGUAAAGGGAAUACAUAUUACUGAAAAUGUGACAUUUCAUUUUCAUAUUUAAAGAUAUUUCAGGAUAUAUCUGUCCACUAACCUUAUGCCUGGUAUUAUAUCCAAACCGCUAUGUUCGUUCUGUGAGAAAUGGAUAGUUGGAAUUUAUAUUUAUUCUCUGAAGAAGAUCAUUAUUGGAAGAAAACCAAGGAGUUUAGGAUAUUUAGAUGUGCUUGGAACCUGAUUGCCAAUGAUCGACGUGAGUGAAGGUGUGUCAUCUGAACCCUGAUCAAAGUGACUUGGACUGACUAAUAAGAUGCAUGAAGAUACAAGGUAUGAUGCUCAGAAUCUCACCUGUGAUGCUGAAGACGAAGGUCCGGACUAUAGAAGAGUAGGGCUCCACAUCGGAGAAGACUUGCAUGAUGACGACUUGGAUGCCCUCAAGUUCAUCAGUCGAGAUUACGUGGCAGGUGGAAAACUAGACCGCAUAACAACGGCUACAGAGUUGCUAACCCAAUGGGAAAAAGUUGGGAAAUUUGGCAAAAAGAAUCCUUGGUAUCUUGCAGAAUGUUUGAAAAAGAUUCAGCGCAUAGAUCUACUUGAGGAAGAACUUGGAUUUGAUGAAAGUGUCAUUGAAACAAGAAUUCAGCAAGGUCAGUCUCAAAUAUCGGAUUACAGGAACAUGUUGUUAGCAGUGGCAGAAGAUCUUGAUUCAGAAGAGCUGCACAAGAUGAUGUAUUUGAUUGGAGACAUGAAGAAGAAGGACAAGGGAAAAAUUGUAAAUCCAAUGGCUUUGAUAACUUAUUUGGAACAAACAAAACUAAUAACACAAGACGAUCUUCAUAAACUCAAACAGUUGUUGGGGACAAUUGAUCGAAACGAUCUUCAAGAAGUUAUUUGUAAAUAUGAAGGUGCAAAAGGAUUAACUAAUUAUACAACUAAUAUGGAAGAAGGCAUGGAUACAUCAGAACCUUACGUUCCACCACAGCCUCAGCUGCCACCAAACACAAAAACAGGCCGCACCACUAUAGCAGAGAGGCCACCAGCUGUAGUGAAUCAGGUGCCAGCUGUGGAACACGAACAGUUGAGGGGGGUAGGGCGGGAAACCCCGGGGGUCACAGUUGAAGGAGCAAGAGCAGCAGCUCCAACUGCAGUUGCAGUAUCAAGAGUAAAAUAUCCUUUUGAAACAAGCACACAGCAAGUUUUCACCCCAGAUCAACUGCAGGACAUCACACGCAAACUAGCUUCUGAAUUACAUCAUGAGAACUGGACAGUGUUUGGGUUUAAUCUGAGAGUAGGUCCUGAAGUUCUGCAGCAACUGUCUCGUGUCUACCCUGACGUGACACAGAGGAUGCAUCAACUGCUGACAGUGUGGCUACAGACGUGGCAAGGAAGCCGUGAUGCUGCAAUGGCUGCCAUCAUCCAAGCCCUGCAUGAAGCACAGGUCCACCAUCUGGCAGAGCAGUUCUCCAGAAUAUACAGACCGUCAGAAGAAGGUACAUCCGAGUUACAGGACAUCAGUCUGGCAUCAAGACAACAGGGAACGUCUCUACACGACCAUGCCAACAUUUCUGUGAUUACAUCGGAGGCAAGAUACCAAGAACCAGAGCAAGUUCCACCCCAACCAGCAGUCUUGCCGGCUGUAGCAAGUUCUAGUCAUACACAAGAGGCCCCAGACAGAAUCAUGCCAUACUAUAGAAUGGACCGCAAACCCAGAGGGAUAUGUAUCAUAAUCAACAAUGAGGUUUUCUACAAAGACCCAGAGGACCGUGGAGCGAGAGAAAUGCCCAACAGAGAGGGGACACAGGUGGAUGCAGCAAAUCUGCUCAAGACAUUUACAGAGCUCUAUUUCGAUGUCCGCCAAUAUGAUAACAUGAAGAGUACAGACAUGGUCCGUGUGUUGGUUAAUAUGGCCCUGAAUAUAGAUCAUACAGAGUAUGACUCUUUUGUGUGUUGUGUACUAUCUCAUGGUGCCCAGGGGCACAUAUAUGGCACCGAUGGGAGGCUUGUCAGCAUCACAGACAUGACUGGGCCUUUCAAAUCGGUUGUGUGCCCAUCAUUAGCUGGCAAACCCAAAAUGUUUUUCAUUCAAGCUUGUCAAGGCAGAGAAAAACAAGAAGGUCAAGAGAUUGAGAGAGACAGUGCUGAACCAGAAGUGGAUGGGAUCCCAAGGGAGGUAAUCCCCAAUGAGGCUGACUUCCUGAUCGGCUAUGCUACUGUGCCUGGCUUUGUGUCGUACAGAAGUCGCAGCCACGGAUCCUGGUACAUAACCAAACUCUGUGAGAUGCUCAACAAGCAUGGUACAAGAUACGACCUCCUGAGUGUGUUGUUGUUGGUGAACAACGAAGUGGGCAGAGCUAAUGCUAUGAUGGAAGGGGGUCGGUACAAGCAGUCACCAGCACCACUCUAUACCUUGAGGAAGAAAGUAAUGUUCAAAUGAAGAUUUGGUGAGCUGUGGGCAGCCAACAGGGGUUUCUACACAGCAUUUCAAGCAGACAUGAUGGUAUUUGAUCCAAGAGCUGGCACCCCUGUCAGAGUGAAAUGUAAGACAACCAGGACAAGAGUUGGUCUUUCCAUCAAUGCCAGCUGCACAUGUAAUAAGAUUUACAUGAGGAUGAUCCUGUAUAAUAAUGUUCAUGUUAUCCUCGUAAUUAUACACAGGAUAUUUCAUCUUUCCAUAGUUGCAGGAUCCACCAUCACAUAUACAUCUGUGAUGUCUGCAAAAGCAGCAGCUCUGCUAGGGGUCCACACAAUAACAACUGUGUCUCUUGCUCCUGUAGGUGUUAGAAUACAAAUAAAAGUAGUAGUUCCAAUCAGAUGACAAAGUUUUCAACUUAUGAAUGUGAAUAACUGUUAUUCCCACACGGCUACAUGUCAAGGAUAAAACUCACUCCCAAGGUUUUGGUUGACAUUGUAAAUAUGAGAAGAGGGACAAGGGCCAAACCCGAGAGAAAGUGUUUUAUCCGACACUUGUCAACUAUUUUAUGUUUCCCACUUUUCUUGACGUCAAAUACCUCUUGCUGACAUACAAUUACUUGAAAUAGAGAUUCUUGUACAUGAGGAAGGCACCUUGGUUUAUCGUGCCUCUGCACCCUAGUUACAGGUUUAAUCCCGCUGAAAUAUAAGCUUUCACCUCAUACCUCACAUUUCCUUAAAUUAGCACUGUAAUGUGUGUUGUUGAUAGUGUUCAAAUACAAAAUAAGUCUGGGACAGAGAUAUUUUGUAGAAAGUCCUUGCAAAGAGAUUAUUCUAUAAAAAGAAGUUACCCAUAAAAGCAAUAAGAUGUCACUAGAUGUUCCUAAAAUAAGAGCAUGAUGAUGGGAAAACGUUUGUUCAGAUUUGUAAGUUGAAAAUAUUUAUUAUGAAAUUUUGUUAGAAUAAUCCCCUGUCGGAUGCUCACAGCUAACACCAGCAAUAUCAAAAUAUAUAUGAAAUAUGUUUAAUAAGCACACUUCUGUAAUCUAGCCAUCUUUAGAGGCAACAGUUGUACCAAUGUUGAACUACCCAUGUCCAUGAGCACCAUGCCUGUAUGUUUCAUUAACAUUAAGUGAUAACCCCCCAGCCUUCCUUCCCACAUUAUGCAGACACAACUCCAGCAACCAUAUUUACAUCCCUUGAAAAAGAAUAAGACCAUAUAUCAUCCACUCUACAAGUAACACUCAUGCCAAUGCAGAAAAGACCCUCCUAGCAAUAUUUUCAACAAACCUUUGCUUAGUUACCUGUAGUGGUGUUGCAAGUGUGUGAAAUCUUCUAAAUGUAGACAAAUCUGUGUUAAUAAUAAUUUGGGACAUUUAAUAUAACACUGUGAACACAAUGUUGAAUUAGAUUUUAAGUUUGUUAAAUGAAUAAGAAUGUUUGUCCAUUAACGAAAAUCAACAAGUCAUACAAAGAGGUUUGUGCCACUCAUAAAUGUAAAUACCAGUCUUUUUUUUGUACAGUCUUUUGUAAACACCAUGUAGAGCGAGUUCUUAUUUGGAUAAAUCCAUUCCAAUCUGAACAAGUAGAGAUUGCUGCAGAGCAUCAAUAGCUCCCCGCAAUAUAAUGUUAUGUGCAGAGGAAAUAAGUGUAAGCUAUGGGAGGAGAGAAUUUGUGUUCAGUACAAAUUGGUUGUUAUUAAUGUACUU
This is a messenger RNA of Haliotis rufescens (red abalone), 4108 nucleotides long. RefSeq names its product caspase-9-like. Gene Ontology annotation, biological process: proteolysis; signal transduction; regulation of apoptotic process. Lineage: Eukaryota; Metazoa; Mollusca; Gastropoda; Lepetellida; Haliotidae. The record is from RefSeq and is a predicted model, not a curated record. Gene Ontology annotation, molecular function: cysteine-type endopeptidase activity; protein binding. The coding region runs from base 301 to 2424 and encodes 707 amino acids. The transcript has 11 exons.